This is a messenger RNA of Penaeus monodon (black tiger shrimp), 553 nucleotides long. RefSeq lists its product as uncharacterized. The transcript has 2 exons. Lineage: Eukaryota; Metazoa; Arthropoda; Malacostraca; Decapoda; Penaeidae. The record is from RefSeq and is a predicted model, not a curated record. The coding region runs from base 180 to 539 and encodes 119 amino acids.
UGGCACGGUGAGUGAUUGGGACCCUAACUACUCCUAACAAACAAGGGGAGGUGGUGGCCUAUAGAAACUGAGGGUCACACCCCACGUCUGCUUGCCUUAUUAUUAUUUAUACAUACUUAGACUUAUAUAGAGAGAGACAAACAGAUGAUAGUAAAGAGAGAUAAUAGAUACAUGCUUACAUGCAAAAUUUGUUUUUACUAAAGGCUUUAGAUAUACAAGAUAUGGCUGGUUCGUUCGUCGUCCUCAGCUCUGGCUUCGUCUUCGGCGGAUUCCUGCUGGUAAUGGAAUGCUACUUCAGGUUCAGAAGAGUCGAGAAAGAACCAGCCCCGAAGCCUAGAGGCAGGACCGAAGACCCGCAGCUGACCGUGGACGAAAUCUCGGAGAAAGACCUCAAGACCCUUUCCGACACCGAGACAUCAAGCUCCUCAGUCAACAGACCACGACCGAAAGAGAUGAGUCAGACUUUGAAAGACCCAGAAGGUGGAGUGAAGGAUCAGGUCUCACUGUACAGUCACUUGCUGAAGUCGGGUCAUGAAUGAAGCUUCGAAACCUU